CAAUGGGGAGAUUUACUGCCGAGGAAACAACAAACACGGGAAUAUAAACGUGUUUAUAAAUCAACCCGUUAAAGUUGUAUUCUGUUUUCCCCGUAACCUGUUUUUAUACAUCGUAUCGUUGCUGAAACGUACUUACCCCAGGUUUGCGUCACAUCUGAUAAAUCUAUAACGCGUUGGACAGAAUUUAGGGUCAUACACUCCCUCAGUAUCAGCACUGAACAGUGGACACACACUUUACACGAAAUGUCUCUAGUCAAGCAGAACCUUCACCCGAAUAAUGAGGCAAACAUCAACAAACUGGUCAACCUCAAACUGACAGCCUCAUAUGUGUAUCUCUCACUGGGAAUGUAUUUUGACAGAGAUGAUGUGGCUCUGCCAAACUUCUCAAAGUUUUUCCUGGAGCGUUCACUGAAGGAGCGGGAUCAGGCGGAGCACCUGCUGGAGUAUCAAAACACAAGAGGAGGACGAAUCGUUCUGCAGACCAUUGCGAAGCCCAGUCGUGAUGAUUGGAAAGGAGGUAUGGAGGCUCUCACUUUUUCUCUGGACCAUCAAAAGUCUCUUAACCAAUCCCUGCUGGAGGUCCAUAAAGCAGCUGGAGAAAACUCUGACCCUCAUCUGUGUGAUUUCCUAGAGAGCAACUUCUUUACCGACAGUCAUGACACCAUUAAGAUGCUGGGUGACUACGCUGGCAGCCUGAGUCGCCUCAUCUCUUCUGACCCGCAUGGAAAAAUGGGAGAGUACCUGUUUGACAAGCACACUCUCUGAUCCGCUCGGAUCUGAGUUUUGUUGCCAACAUUCCGUUAAACAAUAUGUGCAUUGUAGGGGUGGAACGGUACACUGAUGUCACGGUUUGGUACGUACCUCGGUUCGGGGGUCACAGUUCGAUACGAUUUCGGCAAUACAUAUACCGUAUUUUUCGGACUAUAAUCGCACCUGGGUAUAAGUCGCAUCAGUCCAAAAAUAUGUCAGGAUGAGGAAAAAACAUAUAUAAGUCGCACUGGACUAUAAGUCGCAUUUAUCUAGAACCAAGAACCAAGAGAAAACAUUACCGUCUCCAGCCGCGAGAGGGCGCUAUAUGUUCAGUGGUGUAGACUGCAGGAGCACUGAACAGCAUAGAGCGCCCUCUCACGGCUGGAGACGGUAAUGUUUUCUAUUUGUUCAUUUCUGUUAGUUAAUUUCUCUCGGUUCAUGUCAAAUUAAUUUUGAUAAAUAAGUCGCACCUGACUAUAAGUCGCAGGACCAGCCAAACUAUGAAAAAAAAAGUGCGACUUAUAGUCCGGAAAAUACGGUAUACAUACAAGGAAUAAAUUCUUGAAAUAAAUUUGAUUUAGUUUACAGAUAAACAAGGGGAAAACAGUGCGACAGGUAACGUAACCUAUAUACGCAGAGUUUCAAUACAUUUUUGUGUCACACUUAUUUUAGCAACAUCCUGUUUGUUUUCUUUCUUUAAAAAAAAAGCAUGUUUUGUUUUCAUUUUGAGUGUACACACAUGAAAGCAGACCUUUUUACAGUGAUGCAUUAUUAAUAAGACGAGUGUUUCAAGUUGAUUCUGCUGGUGUAAGGAAGCAGUAAAGUGACUGUGCAUGCGCACAAACACAACACAUCAGUUCUAGCAUUGCUAACUUAACAGCACGGUUGGUAUUUUAUCAAAAUAAAAUACAGUGAACCAAACAUCAGCAUGCCUGCCUCUAUGUCACCGUUUGAAUGUUAAUGAAGUACAAAGCCUAGAAUUUACAAAAUAGAUAAUAGUUUAGAAUUCGGAUACGUUACUUCGCAAAUAUUGAAAAAUUAUGGAAUACCGUAAUUCCUCAAAUAAUAACCGGUAGUCAAAUAAACGAAGGGCCUCUUAUAGUGGCUGGGGGCCUGGUCAACACGGACAAAUAAAGGCCGGGGGAAAAUUUGUGCAGCAGAGCCAGAAAACGAACGUACACGCCCACUGCCGGAGCAUUUCUCGUUCUCGAGUCAAGAACCGGUUGCAUCGGUUUUUGGAUCACCAGUACACUGAACUGAGAACUGUUUCUGUUUGACGCGUCCAAUUCGAGAACUGAGGAGCUGAUGAUACUGCGUGUGUGUGAUUCAGUUUGAAGCAGACUGACACACAGAGCGUCUGAACCGAACUGAUUCUUUUGGUGAUUGAUUGUGAACAGAUUCUGUGCUAAUGUUAUGAUCUCUGUCCACUGGAACACUAUAACUUUUAAUUUAAAAUGGGUUAUUUAAAACAAUUACUUAUCAAACUAGGAAUUAGAAAUAAAGGCCUGCCUCUAACAAAAGCCUGCUUCAAAUAAAAGCCUGUUAGCUUCUGCAGUUCAGGUAAAUAAAGGCCCCGGCUUUUAUUUGAGGAAUUACGGUAUUUGGAUUUGUGCCGAAUGAGAGAGGUAGGAUACAUGAGCACAAAGCUCCAUUUCGCAAACAGUUGAGUGCACAAGCCUUUAAAUCUACUCCUUAGUUGUGAGAGACACAUUCAGAGUCAGCACAUGGUCACUGUCUAGCGGGCUUUGUUUUCAAAUGCACAACUCACGCUACUUGCUGUUCUUUUGCUGGCGGCUGGUUAUCAAAACGUGUUGCAUUGCUGCAUCACCCUCUUUUUGAUUGGGGAGAAUUACCUGUAUUCUUUGUAAGGCCUCAUGCAUCGAACUGUGAUGUCUGUACCGUGAUGGUUCGGUAUGUAUCGUUCCACCCCUAGUGCAUUUUUUAAAGGAGUUUAAUUUUUUUUUCUCAACCAUUUCAUUUCUUUUUCACCUUUCAAAAGAGACAUUUUGGUAAGAACUGCCCAUUGUUUUGACACCACAAUUUAAAGUGUUUUAAUCCAUAUAUAAGUGGGACUAUACUGUGAAAUGUGCAAAUCCAAACAUGGCACCCUUGUGUUAAAACCUUAACUACCCCAUGUCUGUUUACAAAAUUGAAUAAGUGCUAAGAUAAAGCUAUAUCUUAUGGAAGGCCAGCCUAUAGGCUCCUGUAAGUUCUUCAGGAGAGUUUUAGUACAGUGCACUUGUGAAAAUUGGUGUUUGUGAAUGUAUUGUACUCCGAAACUUCUGUUACUGUGGAUUGUUAGACCUCGAACAUGGUGCUUAAUUCCAAUAUAGCAAUAUCAAUAAAUCAAGCGUUCCAAAAACAAGUCUUGUACCUUUAAUGCAACCUCUGUACAGUAUUAUUUUUUUUAGAAAGCAGGCCAUUCACUUCUCAAGUUUCAUAAUCAAACUGAUCAAAUCAUUGACAGAUCAGAGUAUAAUGACCCAUGGAACUUGCUUUCCUGCUCGUAAAGUUGAAAUGCUGUCUCUUGUCAAAAUGGGGAGUGUUUGUAAAGAGAAUUUGUCAUUUAUUUGUAAAUUAAAGUCAGAAGCAAGUUA
This is a messenger RNA of Carassius gibelio (silver crucian carp), 3347 nucleotides long. RefSeq names its product ferritin, lower subunit. Gene Ontology annotation, molecular function: ferrous iron binding; ferric iron binding. Gene Ontology annotation, biological process: intracellular iron ion homeostasis; iron ion transport. NCBI's taxonomy places the organism in Eukaryota, Metazoa, Chordata, Actinopteri, Cypriniformes, Cyprinidae. The transcript is spliced from 6 exons. Gene Ontology annotation, cellular component: cytoplasm. The coding region runs from base 244 to 765 and encodes 173 amino acids. The record is from RefSeq and is a predicted model, not a curated record.